AUGCUCGCUUCUCCCCCACCAUCCACCACCAAAGCCGACAAGACUACCCCUUCGCCACCGACAAAGUCUUUCGGCUCUCCAUCACCUCUUCAACGAGGCCGUAGAAGUUCCGAUUCCCCCCGUCUUAGAAGAUUGGCACCAGCACCUCUCCGCAUACCUCCCACACCUCCACCGUCACUCUCGAAACUACGCCAUGUACGUCGAGAACCUGCGCCACCCCUCCCGCCUCUCACUCAUCUUGGCUCUGCACCUCUUCGAACUGGACCAAAGAGGACUGGAUCAUCCCUCCGACCCAAAAUAGAGGUUCCAGGACAUGUGUUCACUUUCAAACCACUCGAGGAUGAUAUCGAGAAAGAAAUACAAUCACUCCAAUCGAGUGACAAUGUCGCGAAUCUGGAGCCAAAUGCUUUCACCACUCCGGAAACCAAUAAGAAUCCAGAAGAAUUUCCAGACGACAAGGUCGAGGUGUACGACUUUCAACCUCUUGAAGUCAUCCCUGAGUUCGAUGUGCCGUCUUCGCCGCUUGAAGCCAAAAAUACCAAUCUGUCAUUAUCGACCAUUGGCCCAAAAGGUGCCGAUAACAGCAACACACUCUCCUCUUCCCGCGCCGUUGAUGACUCCAAGCAAUAUCCCUCUUCUGAUCGUUUCGAUGACGAUCAUCAAAACUCUUCCUUGCACCCUAUCGAUAAAAUGUCUCCAUGCCCUAAGCCGGCUGAUUCAUCGCUUGUGACAGGUGAAUCAAAUUGCUGCCCACAUGCUGCCGGAGUUACAAUGGAGGUGGAAAUCGACAUCUCAACCGCACACGCCAAUCUUGGAGAUCCCCUCGAUAUGUUAUCCAGGAGUGGAGACGCCCUCCUUCCCCCGGAAGAAUUCAUGGCGCGUCAUUCAAUACCUCGUCCUGUGCUCGUCCAAUUCCGAGACGUAUUUGCUUUCUCCGAAGAUGGUCAGCCUGUCGACACUGUUCCACCUGAGUCUCAACCGACGGCACUUACAGCCGACCUUCUCAGUGUCCGGGAGAACUUCGAUGGGCCUAGUGAUGUCUCUCGAUUCGGAGGAACGUUUGGACCCGUCCAAAUGAGCGAGUCACUCCGUAAAAGGUCGCAUUCCAAAGGAAGCAGGGCCAGCAUCGAUUCGAAGAUUUCCGAUGCCGGGACUGAAUGGACCUAUUCUUUGUCUGCGUACGAUCGCGACGAGUUGAUACAUGAACGUAUGUUGUCUGAUGAUCGACCAGAGGUACCCAGAGUUCCCUCACAACAUCUCAAAGAGUCCACACUUGACACUGUCUCUGGGGGUGUUUCUCGUACUGGUAGGUACGAACACGCUGCCAAAUCUGCCCCUCUUCCACCCAACGAGGAGGACGUCCCAACCUUCACUGGACUAAGUGCACCUAAUCGAAAACAUGAACCUCCUCUAACCGCCCCACUUGAUAAAAGCUUCGGUAUAGGUCUAGGUCUUUCACAUAUGCGCAAACGGUCUUCGGGAAUUGAAAAGGCUCUUGCGACAGCGAGAAGCGAAAGCUUGUAUCCCCCAUCGACUGCAUCGCAGACUUCUUCAGGACAAGUGACACCUUCGUUGUAUUCGAUAGACCCACUCGACACGAGCUAUUCGAUGUCUUCCUCUGGAUCUGGCUCAGGAGGUGUGCCACUGGCAAGGAAUCUGGGCAGCCUCAGAGGUCGGAGUAUCACGCAUAGCUCGUCGUCUUCGAGAUCUCAGGUCGCGGAUUCUCUCCCUGCGUCGCCAGUUUCGUCAAUACCGAGUAUCCCAGAGGGAGAGCAAACCUGGCCACUCAAAUUCAGAUUCUUGAGGUCAUGGAAACCAACGCAUUUUCAGAAUCUUGAAGAGUUGGAUAAACAAAGAGCGAUCUUGUAUCAAGACCCACCGCCUCCUACUCAGCAGUUCAAAGAAACCGGAGCGUGGGAGUUUGGUCAGAAUCCACGGAAGCGUGAUAGAUGGCGAGUCAAAGCGAGUACUGUUGAUGAUCCGCCGGUGUUGAAGAAGAUAUCAUCUGAUAAUCCUACCGUGGCCGACAUCAUGUCGAAAGAGGGUAAUUUGCAUGGUCGAGAACAAGGAAUUUACGUGUUACGAGGUACGGAGAAGAAUGGUGUGGAGUGGCAAUUUGUCUAUAUGACAGCUCGUUAUGCAGACCCUGAAACGGGUGAAGAGCUUAAACGUGAAAGGAUGUUCACUCCUAUUUCAUUACAUAUUUCUCCCAACAUCAUCGACUGUCCCCCUCUGACACGCAAAUCCGCUUGGGCGUUUGGAAAGUCUAGACGACUCGAUGCUAUCAUGCUCCCACCUUACCGUACUGGUAAACCCCCACCUCGAUCCCCCUGUCAACUCACAGAAGCCGUCAUGCAUGCUGCGGAUCAAGCUGGUCAAGACGCCGCAAUCGAGGACGAAGUCUAUUUUGGAACCAUGAUGGACAAGAGUAAAAUGCCUACGGACGUUCCUAUGUCAGCAACGAGUGAAGCUAUGCAAAUGGCUUCGGGUUGGCCUCGACAUGGAGAUUCUCAAUCCCCACAUCCCACAUUGAAAUUCGCCAUAACCAGUGUGGAUAAAGAAGGAUCAAUAUUUACGAUCAAAAAUAGAGGUAGAUCCAAUACUACUUCCACUUGGGCAGGAAGAGAUCCAUCACCUUCUGAAUCUUCUUCAGUCAAAGAAGGAGGUUUGAAAUUGAUAACGAAAAAGUCUUUAAGUUCUUUGAAACAAAUGUUCAGUCAAAAGAAUACAACGGACGAUUCAGAAUCUGAAAGUGUGCCACCUUUACCUACUCCAAGUUCUACAACUUCAUCAACAUGGCACAGUUCUAAUGGAUCUGUCAUUUCCACCUUUUCUGAUCCGACUUCAAAAGGACCAAGGAGAGCUAGAGCAAUGACUAGGACCGAUGGAUCUUUACAUAAUUCAGGUUCGAAUAGUGCAAAAUUACCAAUUCGUGAUCCACAUCCAUUCGCUACUCAUAUGAUCCCAUUACCACUACCAACUGCUCCUCUUCCCAACAUGUCUGGAAUGGUUCCAGGGGGUGGAUCUGAUCAACAUCAUCAACAACAACAAUCACAUCCUUCUGGGAUUUCUGGGGUUUUGAGGAAUAUAGAUCCUAAUCGACCUGCUUCUACUUUGGGACAUAGAGAAUUGUCGAAAACAUCUACGAAAAGUACUAGUAGUUUAAGAUCUUUGAAAACGAAUAUGAUCAUUCGUCCAGAUAGUCAACCUGGUCCUCAUUCUCAGUCGAAUUCAACAUUAUCACAAUCACAUCCUCCUACUCAAUUACCUUCUCAGAUAUUAUCUUCGGAAAGAGCACAUCAUGCUAGAUGCGCAAGUAAUCGUAGUAUAACCUCCCGACCUCCAUCUUCAUUAGGAAUAGGACAACCAUCCUCUAUGACAUAUGAACAAACAAGAUUUUCAAGUAAUAUCAGUACAACAUCUUCAUCCACCACUUCCAAUUCCACUUCCAACUCCAAUUCUCAAAUUUCAGAUCAUUCGAGAAAUUCAAGUAAUAACAGUACUGGUAUGACAAAUAAUAAAAACCGACUUGGUCUUUCACGUCUUAGAUCAUCAACAAGACCAAAUUCAACUUCUUCGAUAUCUUCUCAACCUACAACAUGUAUCCCUACACCUCCAACAAGUUGUACAUCUAUUCAAUUCCCUAAUAAUCUUCAACAAACGAAUGUUGAUAUUUCUCAAUCUCAUGGAUCACGUAAAUUCUGUCCUAAUACACCGAAAACCAUCAAUAUCAACGAAACGGUCAGAUCACCUUCACCAACAAGUACAGUAACCCCAGGUCAAGUAUUACUCACUCCUACUCCUAUACGAUUACAAGGAAGGGAAUUUAUACUCGCUCCUAGUUCUAUAGAAAGGGCUUUGAAUAGUGGAAUGGGAGAAAGAUUAGAAGUUCCUGAUCAAGAAGAAUUACAUGCUAUGGUAGUUACAGGUGGAUUAACACCUGCACCUAGACGUCCGGUAUAUAGGAGAAGACCUAGUACCGCGGAUCCGAUCUUACAAAGGAGUCCAAAACGGGGAGAGUGA
This is a messenger RNA of Tremella mesenterica DSM 1558, 4023 nucleotides long. RefSeq lists its product as uncharacterized. The coding region runs from base 1 to 4023 and encodes 1340 amino acids. NCBI's taxonomy places the organism in Eukaryota, Fungi, Basidiomycota, Tremellomycetes, Tremellales, Tremellaceae. The transcript has 4 exons. The record is from RefSeq and is a predicted model, not a curated record.